UGUUCCUUACAAUAAGAACCCUAACCUUUUGUUACAAACGUAAUUGUUUUGUUGAUUGUGAUCAAUUUGAAACAAUCGACAACCUUUGCCUCUUCUUAUUGGCCAAGCAAUUAAGUUAAUUGUGUCAAUCAUCUCUAAUUGUUUCUGAAAUGUCAUCUCCUUGUUUCACUCUAUCUGAUGGUCGGAAUAUCCCAGCUCUCGGUUUGGGUACAUACAAAUUGACCAUUGAAGAAGCGGAUGAUUUAAUCAAAUUUGCUCUAUUAGAAGCCGGUUAUCGGCACAUCGACGGUGCUUGGAUCUAUGGUAAUGAACGUCCAAUCGGCCAGGCUGUUCGAUCAGUGAUCGAUUCUGGUAAAUUGAAAAGAGAUGACAUUUGGAUAACAUCAAAAUGCUGGAAUGAUAAACAUAGACAAUCCCAAGUGAUGGAUAGUUGUAAGGAGAGUUUAGCUAAUUUCGGAUUAGAUUAUCUUGAUUUGUUUCUAAUCCAUUGGCCAAUGGGCUACGAUAAUGAUCCUGAAUCAGGAAUCAAUAAAAUCUCUGAUGUUGAUUACUUGGAAACCUGGAAGGGUAUGGAAGAUGUUUACAAAGCAGGAUUGGCUAAAUCAAUUGGAGUUUCUAAUUUUACUGUAUCACAAUUGGAAAGGUUACUCGCUAAUUGUUCAAUCAAACCGACAGUCAAUCAAAUUGAAGUUAAUCCUUACUUUUCCAAUGAUGAUUUAGUUGAUUACUGUAAAUCUCAAGGAAUCCUGGUUACUUGUUACUCUCCACUUGCUAAUGUAAGUAGAGUUGAAAUUGUCGCUAAUCAUCACGAUCUAUCAAAAGACGCUCAUCUAAUCAAAAUUGGUGCUAAAUACAACAAAUCAUGGGCUCAGGUCGCUCUGCGAUACAAUUACCAAAGAGGCCUUUCAAUUAUCCCGAAAACUAAAAGUAAACAGCGAUUGAUUGAAAAUAUUUCAAUAUUCGAUUUCCAAUUAACUCAACAAGAUAUGGAAACAAUUAAAUCGAUCAACAAAAAUGUACGAACUAUCACAUUCGAUGCCACCAAAGAUCAUCCUCUUUACCCGUUCGAACGGUGAAUUUAAUUAGCCUCGAAUCGAAAGGAAAGAUUUACAUUCAAAUAUCAUAAUCAAGGAGAAGAAAAUUUUGUUUUUAAUGAUAAUUAAUUAAUAUUGAAAGAAUUGAUUGUUGAUCAUGUUAAUCCUUUGUAUCUUUCGUACGAGUAUCUAAACUGGCUGUCUCAGUAUCGUCAUUAAAUUGUUUGGGUUGAAA
Molecule: messenger RNA, 1269 nt
Organism: Panonychus citri (citrus red mite)
Lineage: Eukaryota; Metazoa; Arthropoda; Arachnida; Trombidiformes; Tetranychidae
Product: aldo-keto reductase AKR2E4-like
Exons: 1
Coding region: 150-1076 (308 amino acids)
Molecular function (GO): oxidoreductase activity
Source: RefSeq, a predicted model, not a curated record